ACACUAUUUUGGUUCCCCCGCUGUCGGUGCCGGUGAAGAUCAGUCCUACAUGUCUUCAAUAUGUCAGGCUGUAAGAAGCCGCGAGCUGUAGCAAAUCCUCUGGAAUCGACAUUUACUUCUCCCAGUGAGAGAAUACUGAAAGAAUGCCACACUUUAUAUGUCGACAACGACAACGGAUUGGUGACUAUUGCAGAGAGUUUGGGAGUGAGGCUAUUACCUCCUCGGAAAAAGAUUAUUGUUAUGAUUAUGGGGAACCAUUCUGCUGGGAAAAGCUCCUUCAUUAACUGGUAUGUGGAGGAACACAUACAGAAGACAGGUGUUGCCAUUGAGACACAAGGCUUCACAUUUAUAACUAGUGGAAGAAAACGAGAGUCACUAACAGGAAAUGCAACCUUACACCUCUACCCGCAUUUCAGACCUCUGCUGGAGUUCAAAGGUGUCACAGAUUACCUGAGCGCUGAGAUCUCCACCUCCAAACAGAAGAAAUUCAGCCUGGUGACGUUUGUGGACACUCCAGGGUUGGUGGAUGGAGAUAUGGUGUACCCUUUUGAUGUCAACAGUGCCAUCACCUCUUUUGGUGUGCAGGCGGACCUCGUAUUUGUGUUUUUUGACCCGAUGGGACAAGCGUUGUGCAAGCGCACACUGAACAUUGUUGAGAAGCUGAGUGAAAAAUGUGGAGAUAAACUGCGCUUUUACCUGAGCAAAGCUGACGAGGCUGGACGAGAAACAGACAGACAGCGAGUGAUGAUGCAGAUUGUUCAAGAGCUGUGCAGAAGACCUGGACUCAACAAAUGUGGCUUCGAAAUGCCCACGAUAUACAUCCCCAACCCUCAGAAACCCAGCAGAUGCAUCAACCAGAUUGAUGAGGUUUGUGAGACCAUUGAGAAGAGCAUAAAGCAGGCAGUGCAGAAAACACUUGACCAGCUGGAGAAAGACUGUAACCUGAUCAUCUCUACCAUCAACCAUACUCUAGAACAGGACCGGAUGAAUGUGAGCAGUAAUAAAAGCAAUCGUUUUAAUUCCAUCCUGUGUGGAGUUCUGGGAAUCUUCCUUCCGUCGCUCUUCAUCCUCAGCUUCAUCAUCAGCACUUUCGCUCCAGAGGAACUGGACACUCUUGUUGGAGAGGGAUUGGCUAAAACGCUUAACCUUUCCACAGGAAUAAUCGUGUAUCUGUGGGACUGGAUUCCUGAAGAUUGGCAGAUAAUGUUUGUGAUCAUCUUCGGUGCUCUGUGCUACUUUAUGCUCUUUCUAGCAAAGUAUUUUGCACGUCAGGGCAGUAAGACGCUGACUAAGAGAGAGAAGAAGAAACUGGCAGAGUACAGCGAUUACAUCCAGGAUAUUGUCAAAUCCAAGAAGCGCAAACUGUAUGAGGAGUAUCUUCGCCAGUGUGCUGCAGAAUAUGAUUUCUGAAGGAAGCUGGCAUGACAGCCGUCGGUCACAUCAAGAGUUAAUUUAUAGAAAGUACAUCCAUGUGUGAAAUUCAUAUUUGCAUGAGCGAUAAUAACAAAUUGUGCCUUUUUGUUAAUUGUGAAUAGUGAUGAAGAAAUGUGAUAUACAAAUAUGACCUCAAUAUUAUCUGACACCAGCUAGUUUUUCUAUGUAAUUCAUUUUUAAUAAUAAGACCUAGAACUGUUUAUAGCUAGUAAGCUGCAUUAUCACCAUAUAAUGACUUCAUGAGAUUGGAGCGUGCUUUCUGUGGCCUUCUUUUGAUCUCCAGGAGCACUGUGGGAGAAACCAAAGGUAACCUCAUAUACUCUUUACCCGGUGUUUAUAUGAUUAAGUGACAUUUCUACUUUUUAUAAUGUUACACAGAGGAAUUUCUCCCAGCAGCCACAGAAAAAGCACUCAGCUAACUUUAGGUCUUCCUGUCUUACAUAUGUAUGUGAAUGUACUAUUGCAUGUGUACGUUGUUUAAAUAUGGUUUUAAUACGAUUGUUUUGUAGUGAUGCUACCUAAAAUGUAAACAUUUAGCAUUAUUUUCCUUGGGCAUUGAUUUAUGAAUACUUUUUUUUUUUUUUUUUUGAAAUAGCUGUUUUUGAAGAUGCAUACUUGGUGAGAGCCAACUUUUUACACAUCAAGUUAUAAGGCAGGCAUUCAUACAUGGUGGAACCAAGCACUGAUAAACUUCUUUUAUAAUUUUAUUAUAUAUUUCUUUUAAUUUAAUUACAUUUUAAUUUAUUUUUCCACUUUUUUAAAUGUAAAUUUGAAGAAAUUUACAAAUUUAGCACUUACUUAAAGAUGCAUUUACCUCAGUGUUGCAAAAAUGCCUUUUUAGGGCUGCAAUAGUUCAUAUUUAAUGAUGUUUUCAUAAUGUAUUAUUAUACAGAUUUUAAAUGUUUAAUUGUUUUUAUAGCUAUGCCGGGUUUUUAUCUGCCUUUGACUAAACUGUCAUUGUAUUCCACUGUCUUAUACUAUGAUAAAUAGCUUGCUGUGUUUGUGUAAGUAUAUUUGAAAGAACAAGAAGCACAAUAAAAUGUUAUAGCAACAAA
Molecule: messenger RNA, 2489 nt
Organism: Carassius gibelio (silver crucian carp)
Lineage: Eukaryota; Metazoa; Chordata; Actinopteri; Cypriniformes; Cyprinidae
Exons: 12
Coding region: 61-1410 (449 amino acids)
Molecular function (GO): GTPase activity
Source: RefSeq, a predicted model, not a curated record